Messenger RNA from Pseudo-nitzschia multistriata, 2002 nucleotides. The record is from the annotation of a GenBank genome assembly. Lineage: Eukaryota; Bacillariophyta; Bacillariophyceae; Bacillariales; Bacillariaceae.
GAUCGUGACAUCAUUGCCAAAUACAAUACAUCAUCCAGAACGCCUGAAAGACCAAUUUUUUAAAAAUUGGCUCCCAAAUCAUCGACGACAACAUCACCGAUCAAGACAUAGACCCAUCUGCUGUUGUCGAGAAAAAGUAUCCGAGAUUCGAAAUGAAGACACCCAAAGCAAGCCUCCUUGCCGUCUUGGCUGUUGUGCCAUCAGUAACCACUGCUUUUCAGCAACCUGUCGCUCAUCGCUACAAUGCUGUGGUACGUAAAGCGAAGUUUUGCAGCUGGGGGAGCAGUAAGCAAUUAUUGAUUUUUCCAGCUAGCGGACACGGCAUGGCAUCAGACAUGAUCUCGAUAAGGAACUCGAUUUUGAUAUAAGAUUACACACCAAGUGUCGGAUCUAUAUUUUGAACGCAGGACGAAAGAGGCUCAUGGGUGCAUUCCCGACCAUUGCGUUGCUUGAAUGUGAUGUUAGUUUAACAAGAACGAAUGCGUGAUUCCAACCACUUCGUUUCCCCUUUUUUCUUUUUCCCUUCAUUCAUGUCCAGAAGGUAGCACCAUUCACGAAGAGUGCCGUGUCGAGCAUCUCUUCCCCUAUGCGGCCUUCUUCAACUAGCCUUGUCAUGGCGGUAAGUUACUUUUUCUGAUCCAAGAAAAGAUGACGUGUACUCCAUCGAUAUCAGUCGAAAUGUAGAAGCUAUGAAAAUGAUGCAUCAUGAAUUUCGGAUCAAUCUCUGCAAUUUUUUGUUCGUUCUUGASAAUUCUAUCGAUAAGUUGUCCGUCGCAGUCCUUUCUUUGCUAAUACAUUAUCACUAUUGUUAUUUGUUGACAGGUCGAGGCAGCUAGUGAAGAUGCCGGUGCUGGCGGAGAAAAGAGUUUGGGGAAAAAGAUUUUUGAUACCUAUGUUCGGGUUGCUGAUGUUGCCACCACUCUGUUUCCUCUCUGGACUGUUCUUUUCUCUGUUGCCGCCAUUAAGACGCCCCAAUCAUUCGCUUGGUUCACGACCGAAUAUUUUACUGCUGCAUUAGCCGCUCUGAUGCUUUCAAUGGGUAUCACCUUGACCCCUCAAGACUUUCUUGAUGUCAUGAAGGAACCAAUUUCCGUCGCGAUGCAGUUUUCUCUGUGCUAUGCAAUGAUGCCAGCUCUAGCUUUGGGAUUGGGAAAAGCUUUCGCAUUGGACCCUGCCAUGUUAGCGGGUAUGGUUUUGGUCGGUAGUAUCAACGGAGGGCAAGCUUCAAAUCUCUGCACAUACAUUGCUCGUGGUAAUGUUGCUCUCUCUGUCCUCAUGACAACCGCCACAACCUUGGGUGCCAUUUUCAUGACUCCUCUCAUUUGCAAGGCUGUUCUGGGUACCGUCGUCCCUGUCGAUGCAGUUGGAAUCGCAAUGUCUACUAUCCAGGUUGUUUUGGCACCCAUUGCCAUUGGUAUGACCACCAACAAAUUCUUCCCUAAUUUCGUGAAGMAAAUCUUGCCGAUCACCCCUGUCGUUGGAGUUUUGUCAACGUGUCUAUUGGUGGCUAGUGCAGUCGCUCAAGUCUCGGAACCUAUUAUGAAUGCUGGAUUGCAAUUGCAGGUAAGUGGCUAAUGUCUCGCUGUUCUGACAUUUCUAUUUAAUAGUAUCGCGUCUUAACUUUAAUUUUUGCAUCUUUCUCUGCAGACGCCUGUCUUUCUCUUGCACUUGUUAGGUGGACUUGUUGGGUACUUCUUGCCGAAACUAACUGGAUUCUCUGAGGUCAAAUCCCGUACCAUGGCCAUCGAAACUUCAAUGAAGUCUUCUGCCUUCGGGUUUUUGUUGGCGAAACUUCACUUCGGUCAAUACGCAGCUCGUGUGCCCAGUGCCGUCAGUGUCGUAUGGAUGGCCUUGACAGGUAGUUUGCUUGCUGUCGUUUGGAGAUACAUUCCUGUCGGCGAUGAGGAAUAAAUCUGCAAGCAACGCAAUUAGCGGUUUCAACCUGCCCGGGAGCAAUUUACCAUCAGUUUUUGAAUUCUUAAAAUAGAUUAAUCUUGGUUAU